This is a messenger RNA of Podarcis lilfordi (Lilford's wall lizard), 2397 nucleotides long. The record is from the annotation of a GenBank genome assembly. NCBI's taxonomy places the organism in Eukaryota, Metazoa, Chordata, Lepidosauria, Squamata, Lacertidae.
AUGGCCGACAUUGUAGCAACGAGGGUUUUUACAGACAGCAAGAUCAAACCCCUUCUAAAUAGGUGCCCUGGCGGUGAGGACAUUAGGACAAGAGACUCUGCCUCACUUCAAAAUACUGUCAGGCCCAACCGCGAUGACUCUGCAGCGUGCCAUCCGCGACCAAACUCGAUACCCUCUCAAACUGCUAUAUAUGAGGAUGAUAAUCUGCAGACUGCCCUCGACGAAAGGGAACUUAUUGAUUCAUUCAGAGCCCUUCCUCCGAAAGAACAGUCGGUGAUGAUGCAAAGAUUUGACACGCUUAAAACUCAGCUUUUGCAAGUCCAACAUAGAGGGGAAGAUACUAACGAUGUCUCAAAUAAUCCCACUUGGGCCCACCGGACAGAAGUGGUUGACCUUCUUCAGCUCAGCCCCACUCUGAAUUCAAAAACCAUCCGACAAGACUCAAAUCUUCAAGUUGCUUCUGCAGCGUGCGCUACAUCACGAGACGACCAGGCUCUGCCAUCCUCACUGAACCUUCAUCUAUAUUCAUCAACCAACAUACCUAAGGACGAAAUUCUGAUUUCCCUGCUUGACUCAAAUCCCUCUUUAACUCACUCAUCUAUGCCAGAGCUAGAAUCUUCUCCAGUUUCGUCCAGAUAUAGAAGUAGUCCACAAGUGAUGCCCCUGAGAGAGUCUUCCGCAAUUUCCACCUCCGUGAUGCCCCCUCAAUUACCUCCUUCAAAGGAAACUGCGAAUGUUACACCUCGGGACCCGCCGUCAGAAAUGAUUGAAGACCCGAUGGGACGCAUCAAUAAAAUAAUCCGAAUGUCGGAUGACAAAUCUGCGAGAGGGUUUACCCCGACGGACUCAAUUUCCCCCUACCUGGGUAUUUCUCUGCCAAGUGGUACCAAGAAUUUCGAAAUGAAGAGACUUCCUGUUCAGAGACCUACUUUCAGUGGAUCAUCCACGGUGUGCCAACAGUCGAACCAAAUUGUUAAAAACUUUAAUCUGCAGGGCGCCUCACAGUUACCAUCUUCCCAAAGUAAAAUAACUGACUUUUUUGUUACAUCUUCUGUCUUUAACAGUGAGUCUGCCCCCCCUCCAUUUUGACUGUUAAAAGAACAACAUAGAAGUCCCCAGCUAGCAGUCCUAAGUUGGAACAUUGCUGGCUGGAAAAGGAAAAGAUUAGAUCCUGAAUUUCUGUCCUAUAUAAACUCUUUCCAGAUAAUCCUUUUACAAGAAACAUGGGAAGAAGAUAAAAUAGAUAUAAAUGGCUUUGAACUGAUAUCACUUCCAGCUAUCCCCUCCCAGAAAGGUGGCCGGUCCAGAGGCGGUCUUGCAAUCGCCAUAUCGCUUAAAAUGAGAGCUAAACUCUCGCUAGUUCAUACCUUUCCUCCUUUUGCUUUUACUGGUCUGAUUUCAAGUGAAAAAUUCUCACUAUUAAUCACCAAUGUUUAUCUUCCUCCAGGUGGUCUGAUAUCAGACCUUCAUUAUAGAUGGGAUUCUCUGGAAGAUCAUUUAUUGGCAUGCUAUGUUAAGUACCCUAAUAUUCCAUCGAUAAUGGGUGGUGACUUCAAUGCACGGACAGCUGCCAACUGGAAUGGGAUAAUUAAGGCCAAGUGGUGGGUAUCUCCCCCCUACCCAAAAUCUGAUUUAAUCUCUUUCACAUCAAGAAGAUCUAAGGACAACAGAGUGAAUGAGGCGGGAGUCCUUCUUUAUCAAUUGGCCAUUCGUAUGAAUUUGAACAUUCUAAAUGGCAACUGCCCUCCGGACGUGCCAGGUGAAUUCACUCAUUUGGGCACAACAUCAAAUAGUGUCCUAGAUUAUCUUCUAGUCUCAGAAGACCUAUUUUCAAAUUUCUUUUAUUUCAAAGUAGAUAAUGUACAAUCCAGUGAUCACCUACCUCUAGCGGCCAAGCUAACGCUUGACUGGCACCCGGUUAGCGGAACACACCCAAUUCAUGUAGGUUUAAAUGCCACAGCUCAAGUAAGAGGCAUUAAAUGGUCCAUGAAACAGGCCCAAAAAUAUGCAGAAUUCUUCCAGAGGAAUAGCUCCGAAUCCCUUAUUGUUUCAUUGGCGGAGCUGUCUGAACCAAACAGGAUACUGGAGUGGUUCUUCCACUUCUCUGCAGAUUUAACUAGUUUCUUUACGAUGCCGGCUCACCUCGCUAACCGAGAUCAACCCAGGUUCGGUGCACCUUGGUUUGAUGCCAAAUGUAAGCAAGCUAGACUCUCUCUCUGUUGUAUCUACAAUAGAUAUAAAGCCUCUGGAGCUGAAACUCUCCCCCCAGAGUACUUGCAGGCCAAAAUUGCUUACAAACAGGCUCAGAAGUCAGCCAAGCACGAGUGGCAGCUAAGACGUUGGCAAGCGCUGAUUGCUGCCUCUAAGCUUCGCAGCUCUCACGGUUUUGGAAUUUAA